UUAGACGCGUGUCCACCGUCUCUCCGGCGGGAGCCCAGCAGCGCGACACCUCCGCUGGACCCGGGCGGUGAGUGCGGGCUCCGUCCCGCCCGUCGGCCGCAGGAGCCGCGUCGCUCGCAUCCACGGAGGUCAUCGCGUCCCCGCGUAGCACGGCUCCAUUGCCGCAGUAACACGGGCCGGCUGUUGGGUUUACGGCAGCCAUCGACCCGACCAGUGACGCGACGCCGCUUCCUACUAAACGAAGAGACACGUUUCAUGUCCAACCCCGAGCUGCAGGUCCGGAUGGAUAAAACUGUACGUAAAGUUCGGAACCAGGACAGCAACCCGUGCAUUGAGGAAAGUGACGCCUCCCAGAAGUGUUUGAGUGCCUACAACUACGACUCCAGCAUGUGCUCCGCUUACUUCCACAGAUACAAGAACUGUCGGAAAUACUGGCACAGCGUGAUGCUCCAGAGGAGAAGAGACGGCGUGAGGCCUGACAUGCCCACUGCUGCAGACAGACAAGAGAUGCUCGCCGCCAUGGGAGGCAAACCCUACUGAGAGGCCACUUCCUGUGCUCACACCACUGCAGCGCUUCGGCUGGUUCACCAUCCGCAGCUACUCUAUAAUAGCCGAUCUGUUAUUGUAUAUCGAGGCCUCUGAACGUUGGACGCACCACAUGAAAUAUGUUCAGCGCUUCUUGUUUGGAGGGAAAUGUCCUGUACAACUGAGCUUGUUUAUGUAGGUUUCCUCAUGAAUAUACGAAGCCCUUUGCAAGUGGACCCACACAAAGCACAGCUGCAUGUUCCCAACAUGGGCCUCUCCAUCGAUGACAUGGGAAGCAACCUGUCUGAUGGGCAUCUCUCAUCUGUCCAGCCUUAAUAAAAGAGGAGCGUUGUCUCACUAAUUGGA
Messenger RNA from Gasterosteus aculeatus aculeatus (three-spined stickleback), 891 nucleotides. RefSeq names its product coiled-coil-helix-coiled-coil-helix domain containing 7 (gene chchd7). The record is from RefSeq and is a predicted model, not a curated record. Gene Ontology annotation, cellular component: mitochondrion. Gene Ontology annotation, biological process: mitochondrial respiratory chain complex assembly. Lineage: Eukaryota; Metazoa; Chordata; Actinopteri; Perciformes; Gasterosteidae.